Molecule: messenger RNA, 669 nt
Organism: Salvia splendens (bonfire salvia)
Lineage: Eukaryota; Viridiplantae; Streptophyta; Magnoliopsida; Lamiales; Lamiaceae
Product: LOB domain-containing protein 18
Exons: 2
Coding region: 1-669 (222 amino acids)
Biological process (GO): hormone-mediated signaling pathway; positive regulation of DNA-templated transcription
Cellular component (GO): nucleus
Source: RefSeq, a predicted model, not a curated record
AUGAGUAACGGAAACGCGGCCGGGAGCAGCGGCGGCGGGCCGUGCGGGGCAUGCAAGUUUCUGCGGCGGAAGUGCGUGGCCGGGUGCGUGUUCGCGCCGUAUUUCGACUCGGAGCAGGGCGCGGCGCACUUUGCGGCGGUGCACAAGGUGUUCGGGGCGAGCAACGUGUCGAAGCUGCUCCUCCACGUUCCGGAGAGCAGGCGCCUCGACACGGUCAUCACCGUCUGCUACGAGGCUCAGUCGCGCCUCAGGGAUCCCAUCUACGGCUGCGUCGCUCAUAUCUUUAAUCUUCAACAACAGGUGGUGAAUCUGCAGCAAGAAUUGUCCUACCUACAUGCUCACAUCGCGGCUAUGGAGCUUCCAGCUCCGCCGCCACUGCAGCAUCAACAACAGCUUCUGGGUCCGGUGUCACAGGAAAUACUGGAUUUUCCGGCAUACGACUUAUCGCCCCAGUCUCCUUGGAGCCUCUAUCCGCGGCAGCAAAUCGAGCAGCGCCACUUUUCCAACACCGCCACGCCGGCGGCCGUUGGAGUUGGAGGAGGCUGCGAUCUACAAGAAAUGGGGCGUGAACUUCUGAACCGGCAUGCUCCGCCUAUGGUGGGAUGCAGCAAUCAGGCUUCGUCUUUAACCGCCCAACUCUUGUUAGAAAAGGAAAAUGGCAAAAACUAA